Molecule: messenger RNA, 1044 nt
Organism: Candidula unifasciata
Lineage: Eukaryota; Metazoa; Mollusca; Gastropoda; Stylommatophora; Geomitridae
Source: the annotation of a GenBank genome assembly
AUGUCAAAGGGUAAUCGUCUGUUGCGCUUGUUUCCAAGAUUUUUCAAAACUGACAGCAAGAUUAACAACAAUGCCACUGGAGAAAUUAAGGGGCCCUUAUGUUACAUUGUGUUCCUCGAUGACUCAGAGCAGAGAUUUAUUUAUAAGAACAGCUGGAAAGGUCAGACACUAUUUGAUCAAGUAUGUGAGCUGAUAAAUGUGUCAGAAAAGAUCUACUUUGGGCUGAGAUUUAUUGAUUCCACAGGUCAGGCGCAUUGGCUGGAUUUGGGGAAGUCAGUGGCUUCACAACUGAAAGGAUGCUCAUCCAGUCCAAGGUUGUACUUUGGGGUAAAGUUCUAUGCAGCAGAUCCGUGUAAACUUCAAGAAGAAAUUACCAGGUACCUGUUUUUCCUUCAAGUCAAAAGAGAUAUUUUACAAGGCCGAUUACCUGUUUCAUUUGAGGAGGCAGCUGAACUUUGUGCUUAUGCAGUACAAUCUGAGUUGGGUGACUUUGACUCAAGAUAUCACACACCUGGCUAUGUGUCAGAAUUCAGCUUCUUACCCAGCCAGACUGAAGAAUUGGAAGCCAGGAUUGCAGGCAUGCAUCGACGAUGCCAAGGAGCCACACCCAUCAUGGCAGAGCAGAAGUUUCUGGAGAAAGUGAAAUGGCUAGAAAUGUAUGGUGUUGAUCUCCAUCCAGUACAGGAUGAAGGCAAUAUGGAGUACUACCUAGGUCUAACACCAACCGGCAUUGUUGUCUUUAAACACAGAACUAAGAUUGCUAGUUAUUUCUGGCCCAGGGUAACUAAAGCAAGCCGUAAGGGUAAAACUUUCACCAUAAAGGUCAGGGAUAAAAAUAAUGACGAGCGCACAUAUGCAUUUGAACUGUCCACCAAGUCUGCAUGCAAGCAUUUGUGGAAAUGUUGUCUUGAGCACCACACAUUCUUUAGUGAAAGAGCAGAGAGACUGGCUGCAUAUGAAAUAGGUCUAGAGACCAGCCAAGGGUGCAGAGAGCCCCCAGCCGAAGAAAAGCUAGAAGGGUUAAUUCUGAAUCCAGACUUAACA